Molecule: messenger RNA, 2657 nt
Organism: Poeciliopsis prolifica (blackstripe livebearer)
Lineage: Eukaryota; Metazoa; Chordata; Actinopteri; Cyprinodontiformes; Poeciliidae
Gene: fbxo22
Product: F-box protein 22
Exons: 7
Coding region: 52-1215 (387 amino acids)
Biological process (GO): protein polyubiquitination; positive regulation of proteasomal ubiquitin-dependent protein catabolic process; regulation of skeletal muscle fiber development
Molecular function (GO): protein binding
Source: RefSeq, a predicted model, not a curated record
GAGGUAAAAGUUCCUAUCUGUUCCGGACAAGCGACCGUCGGAUAUUGAAAUAUGAGUGAAAGUCUGGAUUUUUGCGAACCUUUUCCAGACAGUAAGGCUGCAUAUGUACUCAGCAAUGUCGCCGAGGUGGUUGAGAGAGUUCUCAUGUUCAUACCAACCAAAUCGCUUCUGCGGGUCGCCAGUGUGUGCAGAUUGUGGAGGAACUGUGCCCGCAGAGUGCUUCGGAUUCAGCAGCAUCUGACCUGGGUGUCCGCCUCUGGACCCUCCACCACGGAGCUUCACUCAUUCUGCAGCAUCCUGGCUGAAGAAGUGGAGAAAGUAUUCCUCCUGCCUAAAACAGUCCUGAUGAUGGUCGACUGUGAGGCCUUGACUGGACAAGCUUAUUGUUAUGAACAGAGCAAAGCAAAAAAGAGUCGUCAAUGCAUGAGUACAGCUGAAGAACUGGACCAGAUCUUCCCCAAAGGCUGUGACAUCGUUGGCAUCGCUACACCAGGCAUAGUCUUAACUCCGACUGGUUCGUGGACCGGUGCUCCUAAGGAGUACCAGGAAGGGGAGGCAGGCUUUGCAGUCAUGCUCCCCAAUACUGAUGGUGUUCACAUCAAGCCGUUUCACUUUUGCAAGAAAACAAUCUCUUUGUCAGCCAUGAAAGAAGCAGGACUAGUUGACAACCCAGAGCUACGCGUAGUGGUGAUGUUCAUCUAUGAAGCGUAUAAAUCUGGAGGCGCACGGUUCCUCAGCCAGAUCUUGGAGCCGCUGACAAACAGCAAGGCUUUAAUUGCAGGAGGACUAGUGGAAGGCGUCUUCUCUCCUCCCAGAGAUUGCUGCAGCAAGGGAUCAUACGGUGUGAUUGGCCUGGCUCUGAGUGGCCAUAAAGUUCAGGGGGCGUCCGUGCUCCUUGACCAAGACGUUGGCACCGCGAAGGAAGCGGAGGCCACGGUCCGACGGCUAAAGGCAGCCAGGAUUCCUGAAAGAAACACCCUGGGCUUCAUGUUUGCCUGCGUGGGGAGGGGCCAGAACUACUACCACAACCAGCACAAUGUGGAGGCCGACGCUUUUCACAAGGUCUUCCCCAAUACGCCGCUGUUUGGUCUGUUUGGCAACGGCGAGAUCGGCUGUGACCGGAUCGUUAAAGACGACUACACCCUCUGCAACUCCGACUCCGACACCUUGCAGCACGAAUACACCACCGUCAUGACUCUGGUCCACUUUGGCUGACUGGUGACCAGUUCGUGGACCGGUUCUUGGUCCACGAAGAACCGGUCCACGAAGAGAAAAGAAGUCGACAUGUUAUGACACUUGGGUCAACAACAACUUGGAGCAGCAGACAUUAUGUACAAAGUGUCACCAAGGAUGUCACCAGUGAUGCUUACAAAGCAGGACAAUAAUCCCCUCGGCCAUGAAGGUGUAAAGGCAAAACCUUUGGAGGUUUCAAGUCUUGGAAACUUUGAGAAGAAAGGAUUUGCCCAGAGUGUACAUACUGACAACAAAUUCUGCUUGCGUUAGUAGUAUGUUUAUGUCUUUCACCCCAACUUCCUCGCACACUGAAGACAUAUUUUUCCCCGUUGCUGCACUUUUUUGUUCAUGGAGGUAAAGAAAUUUGGUUUGUUUUUCCUCCUCAAAAUCAGGGUAAGCUUAAGCAAGUUUGACACAGUUUAGUCUCACCAGUGUUAACCCAUAGAUUUCUGGGUUUUUUUUGUUCUUUUUUUAUAUAUAUACAUCUGUUUAAUUCAUCCAGCUGUUAGCUUGGCACGCUGGUCGUAUUAUCUCAGCUUACGAAGUCUUAGGCUUUUUUCAAGUUUUCUGCUCUAGGCAGAGGAAAACAAACAACUUUUGGGGGGGUUUUGGGAGGUAGCAGUAUUUGGGUUUUUGGGUCAUUACAUGUUAGAUUAUUUGAAAUGAUAAUUUGCCCUGAAUGCCGAAUAUUUAGUUUGGCUGUUUCUUUUUCAUUUUCAGAUACAAGUUGUAGAAAGUGCUCAGCUUUAAAGAUGUCUCUUCAGUGCCUAGAUUCACACCUUGAAUCUUUUUACAUUUUGAUUAGUGACAAUAUAUUUAAUUAGGAUUUUGUUUAUAGACCAACAAAAGGUCAUAAUAAUUGCGAAUAUGAAGGAAUAUAUAUAAAGCAGUUUUCAUUUUCACUUCACAAUUAUUUACUACUUGGUGUUGGUCUAUGUAUCACAUAAAUGUUAAAUAAAUACAUUGAAGUUUGUGAUUGACAGAAUGUGGAAAAAAGUUAGGAGAAAUAGGACAGCAUUUCUAACAGCGCAUUCAGCCCUCUAAAAAUUUACUAAUCUUGAUGUUUAUUUUUUUUUUAAACCAAUGUUGAACAGUUUGUUGCUAAUUGGUUCAGUUUCUUCAUAUACAUGUUUUAUCAGGUGAUUGUUUUAUCUUGAACGUUGCUGAUGCGUCAUUGUGAAAAAAAAAAAAGAAACUGCAACUGUGAUUGUAACAAAAAACUAUUUAAAACAAAUCCAAAAUCUUUUCUUUUUUCUCCUAGAAAAUAUUUCUUGUCCAUUGUUUAGCUGUAAUAUAAUACACCAUGUAUAGUUUUUGAAAUAAAUAUGAAGAUAAAUUGUAUUAGAUAAAAGAAAAAAAAAAAGUUUGGUUAUUGUCAGACUUAUUUGUGCCCAAUAAGAUUUUCCUUAAACAGACAAUAAAUU